Molecule: messenger RNA, 1342 nt
Organism: Magnolia sinica
Lineage: Eukaryota; Viridiplantae; Streptophyta; Magnoliopsida; Magnoliales; Magnoliaceae
Product: GEM-like protein 1
Exons: 4
Coding region: 163-1026 (287 amino acids)
Source: RefSeq, a predicted model, not a curated record
GAACCCCUUUUCCCAUCUUUCCCAGCCGAACCGUCAAACCCAAGACAUACAAGAAAGAAAACCAGAACAAAACCCUUUCAUCUCUUUUUCAAAACCUCCGAAACAUUGAAAACAAAAGCAGAAAAUCUCCCCUAUCCAUCCGCACCGUAAAAAUCAGCCAUCAUGACCGAUCAAUCCGAGAAGGUCAAAUCAUCAGACGGCCAGCAUUCAUCAUCAGAUUACUCUCCCUACCCGAAACUAGAUCCGAAAGACGUUGCUCCCAUUCAGGAGAACUGGGGCACCUUCGUCAUGGGAUCGUCGCCGUCCGAUGAUCCUUCUUCAGCCGCUGUGAAGGCUGCGCCAUCAUCGUCACCCAAAUCCGUCAGCUGGAGCCCUGAAUUAGAGAACAAUCCCUCUCAUGCAACGACGAUGCCGCAAGAAUCCAAUCCCUAUGUUUCCCCGUCACCCGCCCCUGCCCCCGCCAGAAAUACCAUAGAGACAUUCCGUGGGGUGCUCGAUAAAUGGGGAAAGAAAAUGGGAGAAGCGGUGAAAGAGGCUGAGGAUCUUGCAGGAAAUGUUUGGCAACACUUGAAAACAGGCCCUAGUGUUACUGAUGCUGCCAUGGGGAGGAUUGCUCAGGGAACAAAAGUGUUAGCUGAAGGUGGCUAUGAGAAGAUCUUUCGACAAACUUUUGACACAGUUCCUGAGGAGCAACUUCGGAAGUCAUAUGCUUGCUAUUUGUCAACGUCUGCGGGUCCUGUUAUGGGAAUUCUAUAUCUUUCAACUGCAAAGCUUGCAUUUUGUAGCGACAAUCCUCUUUCAUACAAAGUUGGGGACCAAACAGAAUGGAGCUAUUAUAAGGUGGUUAUUCCUUUGCAUCAACUAAAAGCAGUUAAUCCUUCGGUUAGCAAAGUCAAUCCUGCUGAAAAAUACGUUCAGAUCAUCUCUGUUGACAACCAUGAAUUCUGGUUCAUGGGUUUUGUUAACUAUGAAAGCGCCGUAGCACAUCUACAAGAAGCUAUGCAUGGUCAUGUCCCACUUGUAUGAUGUUCCUCAGGUUUGGGACCAGAAUCUUGACCAUUUCGCAAAGAUGUGUGCUUCAUGUCACCUUGAAAUAUGACAUGCAUGAUCAGUGGGCAAUACUGCAAUUUUCUAGAGAAAAAUGUCGCUGCUUGGUUGAACUGGUCUAUGUUCUUUUAUUCAUGUAGUGAUUGUAGAAGUUCAUUCCAUGACAUAUCUUUGCUAGACUUCAAAAAAAAAAAAAAAAAAAAAAUCCUCUAGACUUGGGUGUAAAUUUUUAAAUGAUUUUGUAUUACAUUGAUGGCGUGUUUACUGCUAGUCAAUAAAUUCUGAAGAUCUCAAA